Dovyalis caffra is the source of this 2103-nucleotide messenger RNA. Lineage: Eukaryota; Viridiplantae; Streptophyta; Magnoliopsida; Malpighiales; Salicaceae. The record is from the annotation of a GenBank genome assembly.
AUGAAACCCAAACUCAACCUUCGCCAAGCAAUAGACUCCCUUUACGCUAACGGCCCAGCAAGUCAUGAAUGCUACACUCGCCUUGCGCUCCAAUGCUUUCGAGCCAGCGAUUUCGAUCAAGCCAGCCGAUUGCAAUCUCACAUGGACCUUCAUUUGUUUAAACCUAAUGACACUUUCCUUCAUAAUCGACUUCUCCACUUGUUUGUAAAAUCAGGAAAAACCUUUCGUGCUCGGAAACUGUUCGAUGAAAUGACCCAAAGGGAUAUUUUCUCGUGGAAUGCAAUGCUUUCUUUGUAUGCAAAAUCCGGGUUAGUCGAGGAUUUAAGGGUUAUGUUUUAUAACAUGCCUUCUCGUGAUUCAGUGUCGUAUAAUACGGUGAUUUCAGGUUUUGCAGGAAAUGGGUGUGCAAGCCUGGCACUGGGAACUUUUUUGAGGAUGCAAAAGGAAGGGUUUAAGCCCACAGAGUAUACACAUGUGAGUGUUUUAAAUGCGUGUACGCAAUUGUUGGAUUUAAGGAGAGGAAAGCAGAUUCAUGGCAGGAUUAUUAUUUGUAAUUUAGGAGGCAAUGUGUUUGUUUGUAAUGCUUUAACCGAUUUGUAUGCGAAGUGCGGUGCGAUUGAUCAGGCAGGGCGGUUGUUUGAUAGAAUGGUGAAUAAGAAUGUGGUAACAUGGAAUUUGAUGAUUUCUGGGUACUUAAAAAAUGGGCAGCCUGAGAAAUGCAUCAAUUUGUUUUGUGAAAUGCAGGUGUCAAAUUUGAAGUCUGAUCAGAUUACGGUUUCAAGUGUUCUUGGUGCAUAUAUUCAAGGUGGGUAUAUUGGUGAAGCAAGGAAGGUCUUUGAUGAGAUUAGAGAGAAGGAUAAAGUUUGUUGGACAACAAUGAUUGUGGGUUGUGCACAAAAUGGAAAGCAAGAGGAUGCUUUGGUGUUGUUUAGUGAGAUGUUGUUUGAGAAUGUCAGGCCAGAUAGUUAUACCAUCUCGAGUGUGGUUAGCUCAUGUGCCAAAUUGGCUUCUUUGUAUCAUGGUCAGGUUGUUCAUGGAAAAGCAUUUCUUAUGGGAGUUGAUAAUGAUUUGCUUGUGUCUAGUGCUCUUGUUGAUAUGUAUUGCAAAUGUGGAGUCACUAGGGAUGCUUGGAUUGUUUUCAGUAUGAUGCCAACUCGUAAUGUGGUUUCUUGGAAUUCCAUGAUAGGGGGUUAUGCACAAAAUGGACAGGAUUUGGAGGCCUUGUCACUUUAUGAGAAUAUGUCGCAAGAAAAUUUGAAACCAGAUAGUGUAACAUUUGUGGGUGUUCUAUCUGCUUGUGUCCAUGCUGGUUUGUUUGAAGAAGGGAAGAGAUAUUUUGCUUCAAUGAAAGAACAACAUGGGCUGGAACCUACUUUGGAUCAUUAUGCAUGCAUGGUCAAUCUCUUUGGAAGUUCAGGACACAUUGAUAAAGCAGUUGAUCUAAUCAGUAGUAUGUCCCAGGAACCAAAUUCCUUAAUAUGGUCCACUGUUUUAGCAGUUUGUGUGACAAAGGGUGACGUCAAACAUGGGGAGAUGGCAGCAAGACACUUAUUUGAAUUGGAUACACUUAAUGCUGUGCCUUACAUCAUGUUGUCUAACAUGUAUGCUGCUUGUGGAAGAUGGAAAGAUGUUGCAUCUAUCAGAUCUCUAAUGAAAGCCAAUAAUGUUAAAAAGUUUGCUGCUUGCAGUUGGAUUGAGAUUGACAAUGAAGUCCAUAAGUUUGUAGCAGAUGAUCGAACUCAUCCGGAUGGAAAAAUAAUUUAUGAACAGCUCAACAGAUUAAUAAGGAAACUGCAGGAAGCAGGCUUUAGUCCUAAUACAAACUUGGUUCUACAUGAUGUUGGGGAGGAUGAGAAACUCGAAUCCAUCAGUUACCACAGUGAAAAACUUGCUCUUGCAUAUGGUUUAAUCAAAAAGCCUCAUGGUGUAACACCUAUAAGGAUUAUAAAGAACAUUCGCAUUUGUGGUGACUGCCAUGCAUUUAUGAAGUUUGUAUCUAAAAUCACGGGAAGGGCUGUCAUCUUGAGAGAUUCAAAGAGAUUCCAUCAUUUUGUUGACGGGAAAUGCUCAUGCAAGGACUACUGGUCAUGUAAAGUCUUGUAA